GAGGAUGCACUGAUCCUCCGCAGCCAUGGCCUCAGCAGGGACUGAGAAGUGGCCAGGGGCCCAAGAGGGAAGAGCAUUGGGACAGUCACAGCUUACGGAGGUGCCUGGUGGCCAUGCGCAGAAUUCUGAGUGUCCAGUUAUGGGAGACCAGUGCCUAGUGCCAGCCCAUGAAGCCUGCCAAACCCAGGGUGAAGACAAGUGUCCAACAGGGCCAGUCUCAGAGCCAAAGAUCCAGGAGGAAAGACUCAAGCUGGAGGAAGAGAGGCACAAGCCAGAGGUGCAGGCACUAGAGGAGAAAGGCCCCAGGCCUAUGGCCUCCAUUGUGAGGACCAGUCAUGGUCUGAAGAGGAAGCUGGUCAAGCUGGCUCCUCAGGACUUCUUGUCCCUUAGCCUCCCAGGACCUAGCCACCAAGCCCAUCCUAGGGCUGAAGCUGAGCUACCACAGGGGAUGCCGCUGCAGAGGGAGGAGCGGGAGAGUAGCCAGAGUGAGCACUUGCCGUCUGCCAAACAGCACAAAAAAGCCAAGAAGCGCAAGAGUGUGGGAACCCCAGUGCUCCCUGUGGUGGCCAGCACAGUGUCUGCGUCCUCAGAGACCUUAGGACUGGAGCGAAAGGCCCAGCGCCUGCGGCCCCUGUACCAGUACAUCAACUAUUGCAACCCUGAGCUGAACCAGGCACGGGAGGGGGAUAGGGAGGCCGAGGCUGAGGUGAAGCCUGAGUCGGAGCUGGCCCUCAUCCCCAAGGAGACAGGUGUGGAACAACUGUAGGCCUUGCUGCCCACGGCAGGUGAGCUGGGCUCAGGCCUCACUUUGCCCUGCCCCAAUAUGUUCAUGACCCCCACCUACACUCUGGUUCCCCUGGGAGAGGAAGCUGGCGAGGAGCCUGGGGGUUUGCCCAGCCUGGGCGUCAGCGGUUGCCUCAAGGCUGAGAUGCUCAAGUCAACUCAGGUGGACACCAACAAGAUGCUAAGUGUCUGCGCUGCCCCACUUGCACCCCCACCCUCUCCUCAGUACAAGUGACUGUCCUGCCCCACUGGGGGCUCCCCUUCUCCCA
Messenger RNA from Aethalodelphis obliquidens (Pacific white-sided dolphin), 1052 nucleotides. RefSeq names its product chromosome unknown C16orf86 homolog (gene CUNH16orf86). The record is from RefSeq and is a predicted model, not a curated record. NCBI's taxonomy places the organism in Eukaryota, Metazoa, Chordata, Mammalia, Artiodactyla, Delphinidae. The transcript is spliced from 4 exons.